UUCUGUUCUGUGCAAGGCCAGAGAUGUCUCACCAGUAUGGGAAUCCUACAUGUGAAUUCACUCAUCAACAACUUGCAGAAGGACCCAUCCUCAACAUGCAGCUGCAGUACCAAUGCGACCAGCUGUUUGUGUCUUCCCAUCCCUCCUCAGUUCCAAGAUGGUUUUCACAAAUCCUUAUUAUUUACCAGGACAAUUGUACCACUCCAUGUUUCCGGGAGGGACUGUCACAGUUGAUCAACGUCACACAGAAUACACCCUUGUCAGUGUUUUUUCAGAGAGUCAGAAGGACGGUUGAGGACCUGAAGAACAACAAAUGUUCAUUCUUUACCUGUGAACAGCCAUGCAACCAGACCACAGCAAGCAACACUGUGACAUUUCUGAGGAGUCUCCUGGGAACUUUCCAGAAGGAAGGGAUGAGAGAAAGGAAAGGCAGAAUAUGAAGAUGCAGGAUUAUUUAUUCUAUUUAUUGAUUCAAAAAGCCUUUUGUCUUUAUGUUGUUACAAUUAAGAUAUCAGCUCGGCUACCCUAACUCAAAAUCAGUGUGAUCAUUUG
This is a messenger RNA of Nannospalax galili (Upper Galilee mountains blind mole rat), 552 nucleotides long. It is a transcript of the gene Il9, whose product is annotated as interleukin 9. NCBI's taxonomy places the organism in Eukaryota, Metazoa, Chordata, Mammalia, Rodentia, Spalacidae. The transcript has 5 exons. The record is from RefSeq and is a predicted model, not a curated record. Bases 24 to 440 code for a protein of 138 amino acids.